Molecule: messenger RNA, 567 nt
Organism: Lecanosticta acicola
Lineage: Eukaryota; Fungi; Ascomycota; Dothideomycetes; Mycosphaerellales; Mycosphaerellaceae
Source: the annotation of a GenBank genome assembly
AUGGCCACCCUCAACUGUACGCACUCCCUCUCCUCAUCCAUCUCCAAUACUGAUCAAUGACAGACCUCCCCCCUGUCAAGCCAUCCGCCAUCGCGCUGGGCACCGUCUUCAACCACAUCGCCUCCCUCGCCGUCCUCGGCCCCGUCUUUGGCGACACCUACCGCCGCGCUCAGGCCGCCAACAGCGCUGAGGAGUUCUUCAAGUCCAAGGAGGCCGCAUCCGCCGGUGCUGCUUGGGGCACCUCGCUCGUCGGUUCCGCCAUCCAGUCCUACGGUGUCGGCGCUCUCAUCAAUGCCACUGGUACUCUGAGCUACAAGGGCGCCGCUUACCUCGGAGCCAUCAUCUUCGCCGCCUCUUCUGCUCCGGCGGUAAGUCCAGAUCGUCCAUCUCGAUGGUUCAUACUAAUCGCAUGACCAGUUCAUCGCCCAGAUCUUCACCGAGAAGCGCCCACUCGACACCGUCGCCGUCGGUGCCCUUGCCCGCACCUUUGAGACCGUCGGCCUGUCCCUCUUCUUGACCUGGUGGGGUACUCGCACCAACCCAUUCGAGUCGGCCCGCUUCCAGUAA